AUGGCCGGGAAAACAGGGACUACGGAGAGGACGCCACUGAUAUCGACGCCCUCCUCUUCCGACGCAGCCACGGCAACAUCGGAUGAGGAGGCGAGAGAACUGCUGCGUCGGUCGUCGACGUCGACGUCUCCGGGGGUCGCCGAGAAGCUUUCAGCGGUCCGGGGCAGCUUAGUAUGCAUUUCAGUCUGGGUCUUGAUCUUCAUCCUGACCAGCAAUGUGUCCCUCAUCACCACGAUUCAGUCGCCCAUUGCGAUCGAUCUCGAUGCGUCGACCGAGGUGACCUGGUUUACCUCGAUCUAUCUCAUCGCCGUCACCAGCAUCACCCCGAUCGCGGGUCGGAUCAUGGCCAUCUUCACCCCGCGAGUCUAUCUCCUCGCCUCCAUCGUCGUGCAGGCAUGUGGCCUGCUGAUCACGUCUCAGGCCAGAUCGCUCGCGGUGUUCCUGGUCGGUCGGGCCGUGGCGGGUGUCGGAAGUGCCUCUAUCACCCCGGUGGCCUUCAUCCUGGUGACGGAGCUGACUAGUGUGCGACGAAGAGGGCUUUUCUUUGGAUGUAUCAACACGGGAUAUACCGUCGGCGUGGCAUGUGGUGCCAUCGUCGCCGGCGCUCUCGAACCACUGGUCGGAUGGCGAGCUGUCUUCUGGCUCCAGAUCCCCUUCUCCUUGUCGGUCGCAACCCUGGCCUUCUUUGCCAUCCCUCGGCCUCGGGAUCGGACCAAGACGUCUCCUGGCCCGGCUGACCAGACAUCGCUUGCCCAGAAGCUGUCACAGAUUGAUUACUUGGGGAUCAUCACGCUGAUUGCAGCCGUGGUUCUUCUGCUCUACAGCUUAUCCUCGCCGGAAAUCAAGGUCACCCCCAUCAUCCUAUCGGUGACGUCUCUCAUCUUGUUCGUCCUAGUCGAAGCCAAGUGGGCGCAGGAGCCCAUUGUGCCGACCGCGGUGCUGCGAUCCCGAGGCAAUCUCCUCUCCGGCAUUGCCACCGUCGGGGUCAUGAUGGCCCGCUGGGGCGUGCUGUUCUACACCCCGACCUAUGUGCUCACACUGCGAGGCUGGUCCCAAGCCAGCGCGGGACUCACACUGAUCCCCACGAACCUGGGGUUUGGGAUCGGUGGCUUGUUGGCCGGGUGGCUACACAUCCGGCGGUCCAUGUCAUUCUACAUUUCGUGUCUGGUGGCGUUCGGCCUGUUCAGCCUGUCCAUGUUUACGGUUUCGUGGAUCUCGACGCCCGACUCCAACAUCUACGUCGACCUCGUGGUCUUGUUUUUCAACGGAUUCAUUGCCGGCGCGCUGCUGAACUAUUCCCUGGCGCACGUGCUACAUCUGACCCAUCCGGCCACGCACAUCAUCGUCAUCCCGUUGAAUGCCAUGUUCCGCAGUCUCUCGGGAUCCUUUGGCUCGUCCAUCUCGGGCGGCUUGUUCCUCCGUACCCUGCAGCAAUCGCUGCAAGACGGAUUCGACGCCCGUGGCAUCACCGGCAAAGCCCGGCUCAUCCGGCAGCUGCUCGGCACGCCCAUCCUUGUCCAGAGACUCCAGGGCGUGGAUAGAGAGGUCGCCAUGCUCGGUUAUGAGACCGCCUUCAAGAAAAUGUACCUGGCCGGCGGCUUUCUGGCUGUCGCCGUCCUCCUGGUCCAGGCCGGCACCGGGUGGACAGCCCCCGACAUUCUCAAGGAAGAAGAGGGCGGCUCUGCUUCUGCUGGAUCUGUUCGUGACCACGACGGUGUCGUCUCGCCCACACUCUCGAGGGAGACAGAGAUAAGCUGA
Messenger RNA from Capronia epimyces CBS 606.96, 1758 nucleotides. RefSeq lists its product as uncharacterized. Bases 1 to 1758 code for a protein of 585 amino acids. Lineage: Eukaryota; Fungi; Ascomycota; Eurotiomycetes; Chaetothyriales; Herpotrichiellaceae. Gene Ontology annotation, cellular component: fungal-type vacuole membrane. The record is from RefSeq and is a predicted model, not a curated record. The transcript has a single exon. Gene Ontology annotation, biological process: basic amino acid transport; transmembrane transport. Gene Ontology annotation, molecular function: basic amino acid transmembrane transporter activity.